Melospiza melodia melodia is the source of this 1718-nucleotide messenger RNA. RefSeq names its product zinc finger protein 418-like. Gene Ontology annotation, molecular function: DNA-binding transcription repressor activity, RNA polymerase II-specific; RNA polymerase II cis-regulatory region sequence-specific DNA binding. Bases 112 to 1494 code for a protein of 460 amino acids. Lineage: Eukaryota; Metazoa; Chordata; Aves; Passeriformes; Passerellidae. Gene Ontology annotation, biological process: regulation of transcription by RNA polymerase II. The transcript has 4 exons. The record is from RefSeq and is a predicted model, not a curated record. Gene Ontology annotation, cellular component: nucleoplasm.
GGAUAUAACUCUCCAGCAGAAUCCAUCUCUUUUUCUCUUCACCAUCGCCUGAAGCUCUCCUCCUGAGGAUUUCCCAUUGCCAACCCCUGGGAUGCUGUGAGGAAGAGGAAGAUGCCCAUGGACACUGAGGCAGAGCAGGAACUGAGCAUGGAGAGCAGGGAGGACAAAUGCCUGCGGCAGAACCUGGUGGAAGAGGCCGUUUUGAGCGGCUCCACGGCGCAGGAAGCCAACGGGGAGGAAAAGCCCCGGAGAUGCCGCACGAGGAGGAGCUGCAAAUGCAGCUGGUGGGGAUCUGAGGGGGAAAGAGCCAGCCUGGGCCGGGAAGGUGGCGGGAGAUGGAGCCAGAGCUCGGAGCUGGUACUCCAUGAGCAGCUCCAUGAUGGGGAGAAGCCCCACAUGUGUGUGGAGUGUGGGAAGAGCUUCAGGCGGAACUGCAACCUGAUUGUGCACCAGAGGAUCCACACUGGGGAGAAGCCCUACGAGUGUGGGGAGUGUGGAAAGAGCUUCAGCCAGAGCUCCAGCCUGAUCAAGCAUCAGAGGAUCCACACUGGAGAACGGCCCUUCGAGUGUGGGGAGUGUGGGAAGAGCUUCAGCCUGAGCUCCAACCUGAUCAAGCACCAGAGAACCCACACUGGGGAGAGGCCCUUCGAGUGUGGGGAGUGUGGGAAGAGCUUCUCACAGAGCUCCCACCUGUCCUCGCACAAGAGGACCCACACUGGGGAGAGGCCCUAUGAGUGUUCCAAGUGUGGGAAGGGGUUUCAGAUCAGCUCCCGUCUCAUCAGGCACUAUCAGAGUCACACAGAGGAGAGGCCCUUCCAAUGCCCCGAGUGCGGGAAGGGAUUCAGGCAGAACGCCCACCUCAUCAGGCACCGGCGCAUCCACACUGGGGAGAGGCCCUACGAGUGUCCCCAGUGUGGGAAGAGCUUCUCCAGGAGUUCUCACUUGACCCGACACCAACAGAGGCACCGCCACCAGAUGAUCCACACCAGGGAAUGGCCCUACAAGUGUGGGGAGUGUGGGAAGGGCUUCAGCUACAGAUCCAACCUUGUGACCCACCAACGUCUCCACACUGGAGAGAGGCCCUACGAGUGUCCCCAGUGUCAGAAGAGGUUUCCGAGCAGCUCCAAUCUCCUCCAGCACCAGCGGAUUCACACUGAGGAGAGGCCCUUCCUCUGCCCUGAGUGCGGGAAGGGCUUCAAGCGCAACUGCAACCUCAUCAAGCACUGGCGCAUCCACACUGGGGAGAGACCCUACCAGUGUGCCACAUGUGGGAAGAGGUUUCAGACAAGCUCCCAUCUCCUCCUGCAUGAGCGGAUUCACACGGAUGAGAGGCCCUUCCACUGCCCCGACUGUGGGAAGGGUUUCAAGCACAACUCCACCCUCAUUACCCACCGACGCAUCCACACAGGGGAGAGGCCCUACAAGUGUCCCCAGUGUGAGAAAAGCUUCACCAGUAGCUCUCACUUGACCAGACACCAACGGACCCACCAGUAAGGGAAGCCCUGCAAAUGCCAAAAAUGCAGGAACAGCUUCAUGCACCACUCCAGCUUCAUCCCCCAUUAGAGGGCCCACAUUGGGAAGAACCCUGGUGAUCCAGUUUCCCUGUGGUCUAUGCUGGAAAAACACCUGUCCCUUUUCCUGCCCUUGCCAAAGACAUGAUGUGGGACGGAAGAACAUGAGGGUCUGGCCAUGGCCGUGUCAUUACAUUCACUCGCACC